Messenger RNA from Phytophthora infestans T30-4, 321 nucleotides. RefSeq lists its product as uncharacterized. The transcript is spliced from 3 exons. NCBI's taxonomy places the organism in Eukaryota, Oomycota, Peronosporomycetes, Peronosporales, Peronosporaceae. The coding region runs from base 1 to 321 and encodes 106 amino acids. The record is from RefSeq and is a predicted model, not a curated record.
AUGGACGAGAGCAAGAGGCAGCCGGAGGAGCACGAGGUUCUGGCCGAAAUCCACUCGGUCAUUUCCAACAAUCCCGAAUUUGGCUCCAAGCGCGUCGCCAGCAGCAUCAAGGGCAGCAAUCCGGACUGGCACAUCGGCGACAAGAGAGGCAGCAGUCCGUGGAAUGUGGCGCCCGCCGCCACCAGUACAAACCCCGAGGCCGCGAGCCCAUGGGCCGUAUCCCCCUUCCAGACCAGCAACCCGUUCAAGUCGCCGGAUACGUCGUCACCGCCGGCCGAGACGGAGCCAGAGCCCGAUGUCGUCAGCUCUGCCAGACCGUGA